CCCAAUCUUGAUUGCUCCCUCUCUCUCUCCUCUGUCCAUUCAUUGAAGUUACUCCGUACUUUUCUCUGAAUCUCUCUCAGAUCAUUCACGUGAUAAAAGGUUUUGCAUUUAAACCCUCCUCCUGGGAUUUUACCUCCAUCCUUAAAUUAAUCAACGACAAUUAUCUGUGUCGGCAGUGCAAAUUGGAUUCUCAUUAGGGCUCUCUCUGUCUCUUUUAUGUUUUUUUCACCCACCCAACCACUUUAUCUUCAUAUGCUCUGUUUUGCUUAUUGCUAUUCGCCAGAUCAUAUGAUUUGAUCUUUUAGUUCAGACCCAAAGUUUACUUUAAUUCCAUUUAAAUUUGUUCCUUUUUAAAACUUUUCUCGGUCUUGAAUCCAUUUUCUUUCUGCACAUUAGUUGAAAUUAAUAAUUGUUUUUAGUGAAACUGAAAUCCCACCGGUAUUUAGCGGUUAUUUUUCUGUUCUCUUUCCCCUCGAAAUUCAUCUCAGAUAGGGAGAACUAACUAAUAAUUGUGAUUUUUUUUUGGGCAUCUUGUUUAUCCAAGUUUCUUAGAUCGAAAAAAAUUUGAGUCAAUAUGUUCCCGCUCCCAAAUGUACGCCUUGAAGCUUAUAUUUAGCUCAAUUUCCAGUAUUUUCAAGAUCAAAUCUUUGCAUCAAGGUCCCUGAUCUUGGUGAUACUUGCCAAUCUUGCUUGAUCUUUGUAGAGAAGGAAGGGGAAGCGAAAAUUCUGAAAACCCUUCUUGAUUUGAAGAAAAUGGCUUCGAUUCGAUUUGAUUCAUCCAAGCAAGCUUAUGCUACUAGCAGUCUUGUGGUGGGCUAUGCAUUAUGCUCUAGUUUACUUGCUGUCAUAAACAAGUUUGCCAUAACUAAAUUCAACUACCCGGGUCUCCUCACUGCAUUGCAGUACUUAACUUCAGCUCUGGGCGUUUGGGUCUUAGGGAAAUUGGGAUUCUUGCACCAUGAUCCAUUCACAUGGGACAUUGCCAAGAAAUUCUUGCCUGCAGCUACUGUUUUCUACCUGGCAAUCUUCACAAAUACCAAUCUUUUGCGACACGCCAAUGUGGAUACUUUCAUAGUCUUUAGAUCUUGCACACCCCUUUUGGUGGCUAUUGCCGAUACUGCAUUUAGGAGGCAACCAUGUCCAUCAAAGUUGACCUUUUUAUCGUUGGUGAUUAUUCUGGGUGCCGCCAUUGGGUAUGUUGUUACUGAUUAUGGUUUUACGAUAACUGCUUAUUCGUGGGCAUUUGCAUAUAUGGUGACUAUUACGACUGAGAUGGUUUAUAUUAAACACAUGGUGACUAAUCUUGGAUUGAAUACGUGGGGUUUUGUGUUGUACAACAAUUUGUUGUCCUUGAUGAUGGCUCCUCUAUUUUGGAUCAUUACUGGAGAGUAUGUUGAAGUAUUCACGGCUUUGGGAGUGAACAGGGGAAAUCUCUUUGAGCCUGUUGCGUUUCUGGCUGUAUCGUUGUCUUGUGUGUUUGGAAUGCUUAUUAGUUUCUUUGGCUUUGCAGCCAGGAAGGCAAUAUCUGCUACCGCAUUUACUGUGACUGGUGUGGUGAAUAAGUUUCUGACUGUGGCUAUUAAUGUGUUGAUCUGGGAUAAGCAUGCUAGCCCAUUUGGUUUGGUCUGCUUGCUACUGACUAUUGCUGGUGGUGUCCUUUAUCAGCAAUCUGUUACCGGAGUUAGCAAUGCCCCAGUUCAAAGGGAAUCUGGAGCCUCUAUGUAUUCGGAACGUAAACAAAGUGAAGAUGAUCGUAGUGCAGAUGAUGUAGAAAAGGGUAUCCAGUAAAUUUUCUGGUGUAUAAGGUAUUUUGCAGCAUUGUAUGUUGCUGAAAGUGGAAUUUAGUAUGGACUUUGAUGCAUAUUCUUUUGACUUGAAUAUUCUCAUGUACUGAAUGGUAUUAUCAUUUUUGAGAAUCAUUCUAAUUUUUCUUGUUAAUUUGGUUUAACAAUGAUCAAUUAUAUUAUCACUA
This is a messenger RNA of Coffea eugenioides, 1972 nucleotides long. Its product is annotated as GDP-fucose transporter 1. The transcript has a single exon. Bases 754 to 1788 code for a protein of 344 amino acids. The record is from RefSeq and is a predicted model, not a curated record. Gene Ontology annotation, molecular function: antiporter activity; GDP-fucose transmembrane transporter activity. NCBI's taxonomy places the organism in Eukaryota, Viridiplantae, Streptophyta, Magnoliopsida, Gentianales, Rubiaceae. Gene Ontology annotation, cellular component: Golgi apparatus.